CUCAAAGAAGAAGAGGAAGAAGAAGUGGCGUCUCGUAUGUUUUGAAUUUGCUGUAAUUCGGAACUGGGUCGGUGUUUCACGGCUUCUGGAUAAAAUUCAGAUCCAUUAUGUCCGAUGAAGACCUAAUUUCAGUGGAUUAUGAGAUUUUUGGCAGAGUGCAAGGUGUAUUUUUUCGGAAAUACACGCAGGCAGAAGGGAAGAAACUUGGCCUUGUUGGCUGGGUCCAAAACACACCAGCAGGAACAGUGCAAGGGCAGCUUCAAGGCCCACGCAAAAAGGUGAAGGAAAUGCAAGAAUGGCUGAGAUCCACUGGGAGCCCCAAGUCACACAUAACCAAGGCAGAGUUCAAGAAUGAGAAAGAAGUUGACAGCCUAGAACAUUCAUCUUUCAAUGUAGUAAAAUAACUGUGCCUUUAAUAUUAACUUAUGCAGAUGUUUUAUUUAUUUAGUCUUUUUUGUUUUUACUGGUUGGAAUUUAACAUUUAAACUGAAUGGGAGGAAGAGGUGUACUGCAUAUGUUUGAUCUCCUAAAUGUUCACAGAAUAU
Pelmatolapia mariae (spotted tilapia) is the source of this 545-nucleotide messenger RNA. RefSeq names its product acylphosphatase 1, erythrocyte (common) type (gene acyp1). Bases 108 to 404 code for a protein of 98 amino acids. The record is from RefSeq and is a predicted model, not a curated record. Lineage: Eukaryota; Metazoa; Chordata; Actinopteri; Cichliformes; Cichlidae. The transcript has 3 exons. Gene Ontology annotation, molecular function: acylphosphatase activity.